UGUCGAGCCACGAAUUAGAUUAGUGUUGCAAUUGACAAAACAUUGACUAAUGGAUACGAUUAGAGUCGGCCCUAGUGAGCUAGCUAAUUACGUACUCCGCCGGAGGAAGCCAUGGGGAUAAACGGGCAGGUGUAGAGGGCCUGGUGUCUCGUGAGUGCCCAAAGUCUAAGAACUGAGAUCAGAACAGAGCAAGAAUAGGAAGCUGCGGCUUCAACAUCAGAAGCGCACUGUUGCUGGAAUGGAUGUGACAUGAUGGUACUUUCCUUGAGGCACUUCUGCCACAGACUUAAAGUGUCUUGCUUAUACAUAGACCUGUUGUCUUCCAGCAAAGGAUCCCCACAGUAUCAUCUUCCAACUGUCCCCAGUUUUCUCCAGCCUAUCAGGUUAAAUAGCAUCAUAACCUCCAUCUGCUAAGAUGCAUUACAUCAAAUUCGGCAUCAGCUACCUCCUUUCUCUGCUCCUCACCGGGGUCAAAGGGCAGGAAAGCAAGCUCUUCACCAGAGGUCCAGCAUUCGCCGCUUAUCCCUACCCCACGUUCUUCAUUGACUGCCCUGAAAUCGGCGGCUCAGGCUCACGCAUGCAGACCGCGCACGCAUACGACGGUGGUGGAUAUUUCCCGGAGCUAAGAUGGCCUAUCACCACCUCAGACACCCAGGAAUACGUCCUGGUGUGCGAAGACCCCGAUGCACCUUUGACUGAACCGGUUAUCCAUGGACUCUAUUACGGUAUCCCCCCGGUACUCGUCGGACUCCACCGGUCCGACUUCAUUGAAGCGGACGCCAAGAAUGAUCCUUAUCGCCUCCGAGGCGGGUUCAAAUAUGGGGCAAACAGCGGAGGGGGUGUCUAUCUAGCGCCGAGGCCAGCUCGAGGCCACGGCCCCCAUCGAUACUUCUUCGAGCUUAUUGCGCUCAAUCACACUAUCGAUCAAAAUAAGCUUAGCGCUAUGGCAACGUUUGAGGAGAUUGCUCGUGAGGUCCAAGGCAAGGUUAGUGGAUGGGGUGAGUGGUAUGGAGUGGCGGAGAGGAAUUGACAGGGCACAAGGUUAUAGUGCAUCCUAUUUGUAUGGUUUGCCUUAUGCAGGAUGCUUUUCUUCCCUGACAAGUGAAACCGACGAAGUUCCAUGUAUGUAUUCAUUAGCGCCGAUCAGUGUUUCCGGUUGACAGCAUUGAAUUUAUUGCCUU
Aspergillus alliaceus is the source of this 1181-nucleotide messenger RNA. Its product is annotated as YbhB/YbcL family Raf kinase inhibitor-like protein. The transcript has 3 exons. NCBI's taxonomy places the organism in Eukaryota, Fungi, Ascomycota, Eurotiomycetes, Eurotiales, Aspergillaceae. The record is from RefSeq and is a predicted model, not a curated record. The coding region runs from base 416 to 1030 and encodes 204 amino acids.